Molecule: messenger RNA, 1005 nt
Organism: Elephantulus edwardii (Cape elephant shrew)
Lineage: Eukaryota; Metazoa; Chordata; Mammalia; Macroscelidea; Macroscelididae
Product: olfactory receptor 4S2-like
Exons: 2
Coding region: 1-1005 (334 amino acids)
Biological process (GO): G protein-coupled receptor signaling pathway
Cellular component (GO): membrane
Molecular function (GO): G protein-coupled receptor activity; olfactory receptor activity
Source: RefSeq, a predicted model, not a curated record
AUGGUGAAACCUCUUACAUGCUUUGGUCAUAUGAGAUUCAGAGCCAUCAACAGUCCUGCCUGGAUUCCCAUGGAAAUAGUUAACAAUGUCACUGAGUUUAUAUUCCUGGGACUGUCCCAAGAUCCUGGAACGCAGCUCAUAUUCUUUGCACUCUUCCUCCUCUUCUACACUGUGAUUAUGGUGGGAAAUCUGCUUAUCUUACUGACUGUCUUUUUUGACCCCCGGCUCCACACACCGAUGUAUUUCUUCCUCAGUAACCUGUCUUUUGUGGACAUUGCUUACUCCUCAGCCACAGCUCCCAAGAUGAUUGCAGACUUCAUAUCAGAGAAAAAGACCAUUUCCUACUGGGGCUGUGUGACUCAGAUGUUUACCUUCCACUUUUUUGGUUGUGCUGAGAUUUUUGUUUUGACUGUCAUGGCUUUUGACCGUUAUGCUGCGAUCUGCCAGCCUCUUCGCUAUACUACCAUCAUGAGUGCCAAUGUUUGUUCCGUGCUAGCGUUAGUGUCCUGGUUGGGGGCCCUGGGUCAUUCCUUUGUGCAGACCCUCCUAACUUUUCAGCUGCCCUUCUGCAAUGCUCAAGUCAUUGACCACUACUUUUGUGACGUCCACCCAGUCCUAAAACUUGCAUGUGCUGAUACAACACUGGUAAACAUCUUGGUCAUUGCUAAUAGUGGUCUUAUCUCUCUGGGAUGUUUCCUUAUUCUUUUAGCCUCCUACACAGUUAUUUUAUUUAGUCUUCGGAAGCGAUCUGCAGAGAGCCGUCGCAAAGCUCUCUCUACCUGUGGAUCUCAUCUGACUGUAGUGACUUUCUUCUUUGUUCCUUGUAUCUUUAUUUAUCUCCGCCCAUCUACGACCUUCCCACUGGAUAAAGCCGUGUCUGUGUUCUAUACUACCAUCACCCCAAUGCUAAACCCACUCAUUUACACUCUGAGAAAUGAGGAUGUAAAGAAUGCCAUGAAACGACUAUGGAGCAGGAAGAUCUCGAAGGAGAAACAGAAGGGAUAG